AUGAAUGGCUUGAGCUCAAAUUCUGGUGCUCAUGCCGAUUGCGGGCAAAAGUCACUGGAACGUGGUGGACGUGGUUCUGCAGACGCUGGUAGCCCAUGGGCACAACGUUACCGCGGUGACUUCGUUCCCCAAGAAAAAGCCGAUUGCCAAUUACACGGAAGUGGACAUUUCGCAUUUAAUCCCGUCGGCGAUCGGCUUGGCCUAAGCGCUUUCUGUUGUUUGUAA
Cinara cedri is the source of this 225-nucleotide messenger RNA. NCBI's taxonomy places the organism in Eukaryota, Metazoa, Arthropoda, Insecta, Hemiptera, Aphididae. The record is from the annotation of a GenBank genome assembly.